CAACGGAGAGGAGCGAGGCCGGCGGAGGGGCUCUGACAAGCGGACACGACACCAGGACAAUGGCUGCCAACAUGCGUAUCCUCAUCAAGGGAGGGAAGGUGGUGAAUGAUGAUUUCACCCAGGAAGCAGACGUCUACAUUGAGAAUGGCAUCAUUCAGCAGGUUGGGAAAGAGCUGAUGAUACCGGGCGGGGCCAAGGUGAUCGACGCCUCUGGAAAGCUGGUGCUGCCGGGCGGCAUCGACACCAGUGUGCACCUGGAACAGACCUUCAUGAACGCCAGCAUCCAGGAGGACUUCUACAGUGGGACCAAGGCGGCUCUGAUGGGUGGCACCACCAUGGUGAUGGGUCUGGUCCUGCCUGAACAACACUGCUCCCUGGUGGACGCCUACGAGCAGUGCAGGGCCCUGGCCGACGCCAAGGCCUGCUGUGACUACGCUCUGCAUGUUGGCGUGACCUGGUGGGGCCCGAAGGUGCGCAGCGAGAUGGAGACCCUGGUGAGGGAGCACGGGGUGAACUCCUUCCAGAUGUUCAUGGCCUACAAAGACAUGAUGAUGCUGCGGGACUCCGAGCUCUACCAGACGCUCCAGACCUGUAAGGACAUCGGGGCCAUCGCACGCGUGCACGCCGAGAACGGAGAGCUGGUGGCAGAGGGGGCCAAAGAGGCUCUGGAUCUGGGCAUCAGUGGACCAGAGGGAAUCGAGAUCAGUCGCCCAGAAGAGUUGGAGUCUGAGGCGACUCACAGAGCCGUCACCAUUGCCAACAGGGCUCGCUGCCCGAUCUACCUGGUGAACGUGUCCAGUAUGGCUGCUGGAGACAUGAUCAGUGCUGCUAAGAUCCAAGGUAAGGUUGUGCAUGCAGAGACCACCGUAGCUCACGCGGUGCUGAACGGGAUGCAGUAUUACCACCAGGACUGGUCCCAUGCCGCCGCCCACGUCAUUGUCCCGCCUCUCCGCCUCGACCCCAGCACCCCCAGCUACCUCAUGGGCCUGUUGGGCAAUGACACCCUGAGCGUCGUGGCAUCGGAGCACCGUCCGUUUAGCACCAAGCAGAGAGCUCUGGGAAAAGAGGACUUCACCAAGAUCCCUCAUGGAGUGGCUGGGGUCCAGGACAGGAUGAGUGUCAUCUGGGAGAGAGGAGUGGUUACAGGAAAGAUGGACGAGAAUCGUUUUGUGGCGGUGACGAGCACUAACGCCGCCAAGAUCUACAACCUGUACCCGCGCAAGGGCCGCAUCAUCGCCGGAGCAGACGCCGAUGUGGUGGUCUGGGAUCCGGAUGCAACAAAGACCAUCUCUGUGAGCACGCAGGUGCAGGGCGGAGACUUCAACCUGUACGAGGGGCUGCGCUGCCACGGCGUUCCUCUGGUCACCAUCAGCCGCGGACGCCUGGUGUGUGAGAACGGGGCGUUCAUGUGCGCAGAGGGAUCUGGGAAGUUCUACCCGCAGCGCACUUUCCCCGACUACCUCUAUAAAAAGAUGGUGCAGAGAGAAAAGACUCAGGGUUACAAAGGAGUCGACAGGGAUCCAUACUCUGGCGACGUGGCCAUGGUGGCGAACACUUUGAAGAAGGAGCUUGGUUUGGGCCCGAUCGAUGGAGAUUCAUCCAACAAGCUGGUUCCCCGGCCGCACCAGGGCAUGCGAGACCUUCACGAGUCGUCCUUCAGCCUCUCUGGCUCCCAGGUGGAUGACCACGUCCCCAAGAGGUCCUCUGCUCGGAUCCUGGCCCCCCCCGGCGGGCGCUCCAGUGGUAUCUGGUAAUUGCCGGUGACGACCUCCAACCGUCCAAGCCUCCUCCAUGUUUUGUAUAUUUCUGAGCAACCAGGAAAACUGCACUGAUUUUCAAUCGCAGAAUUUAAGUUGAGAAGGGAAAAAAUAAAUUCCAGCACUUUGUCUGGGAUUAUUGACAAACUAACUGAAGAUUUGCCAAAGUGACUCUUACAAAUCUAAUUUGUGUCUCAAUUGGAGUGACUGAUCGAUUAAUUACACGAGAGUGAAGGGCUACCUAUGAAUUUGAAUGUUCUGCCAAAUUCAAGCUGACCAUGCUAACAUUGAUGAAGUCUGCUCAUCAUCACCCUGCUCGUAUCCCGCGGAAAAAUAAAAUAAACAAACUGUGAAAGAUCAAAACCAGUACAGUUUUUGAUGGUUUGAACUGAAGUGAUGUCUAACGAAUUAUUUAAAAAAUAGUAAUAACUGGAUUCAGUGACAUAUCUAUUAUACCCCCGUCACACACUCAAGCGUACAGUUCACUGUAGACACCAUAGCUUUAGACUCAUGACGAUGUGUGUGGAUUCUGUUUGUGAUUAAACCGCCCCCCCGUGCUCGGCUUCCUGCCGCACCGUGGGUUUCCUCUAACAGUGUUUUUGUUUCCAAUGGACGAACUGUGCCGUGUGGUGAUGACAUCCAACUGCUUUGUUCAGCCGUGUGAUCUUACAGCUACACUCGCAGUAAGAGCUGAUCCACCCUUAUACCUCACUGCCUCUGACUGAACAACACAGUCCCCACAAACAUCCCAGCCUCACCUGUAACUAAGCAGCUUCUGUAGCCUCAGUGGAACAAUACAACCUGUGGGCUUUGAACUCCUUCAGCUCCGGUCCCACGACAGCUGCUGUCAUGGAAACCUCGGCUUGUAUCCUGGUAUCUAUCGACCUCGCAAAGUGCUCUAGACCCUGAGGAGACGUCAGUUCAGUUUGUUAAAGAAGGAUGUUGAGCGUGUGAAUUAAAGAUCAGAGUGAGAACAUAAACAGAGGAAUCACGUCUGCUCGUUUAACCUUUACUGCUGCAAACACCAGGGUCAUGUUUAUCAAAAUGUGAGUACAACUAAGUGAAAUCAAAUAUGCUCACACAGUUUUAUGCAGUGAACUAUUUUAAAUCCAACAUAUUCUACAUUUGUCCAUUAAUAAGCUCAUUUGCACAAAGACCCAAAAAUGAUCUUAACGAGGAUGAUCACCAGUAUCUGUAAACAGGCUGAGCAGCUUUAAAGCGUAGUCAGACAUCUUUUAUAUUUGUUUUACUGUCAACAAAUCCCAUGUUGUCGUCGGUACUGGAUCCGACUGUUGGAGGGAUCGACUCAAAAUAAAUUACAAUGUGUGUGGAAAUGGUUGCAAAGACAAGUGUUGUAUGAUGUGUAUUUUAUUAUAUUUUACCUCCUUGGCACGUAAUGAGCAAUAUGAGGCUUUGACUGUACAGAUGAUUUGUUAAUGGGACCAAUUUAUUCCUUGUUUUUAGUCUUUUCAUUGGGAUUUAUUGACAGUAAGAAAAAUCUAGAAAUUAUACAGACAUUUCCUUCA
Messenger RNA from Limanda limanda (common dab), 3283 nucleotides. Its product is annotated as dihydropyrimidinase-related protein 5-like. Gene Ontology annotation, cellular component: cytosol; cytoplasm. The record is from RefSeq and is a predicted model, not a curated record. The transcript is spliced from 14 exons. The coding region runs from base 60 to 1754 and encodes 564 amino acids. Lineage: Eukaryota; Metazoa; Chordata; Actinopteri; Pleuronectiformes; Pleuronectidae. Gene Ontology annotation, molecular function: hydrolase activity, acting on carbon-nitrogen (but not peptide) bonds, in cyclic amides.